AUGGGUAGUAUUCAAGGCCCAUUCCCUCGCAUAUACGAGGGCAAACUCGCUCUCGUAACAGGAUCCGCACGUAGCAUUGGAGCUGCUAUAGUCGAGAACCUGGCCAGCAAGGGCUGCAAUGUGAUCAUCAACUAUGCGACCGAGGGCUCCGACGAGUCCGCAGCAGUACUCGCCACCAAACUCCAAAAGGAAUACUCAGUGCGCGCUCUGCCCAUUCGAGCAGACAUUACCUCGCGGGAGGAAUGCGCACGAAUUGUAUCCAGCGCAAAAGAACAUUUCACCAACUCGGAAACAGGAUCUUUCCAAAUCGACAUCAUCGUUCACAACGCCGCGGUGUUAUACCUUGGCCCAUUGGAAUCGGUCAAAGAAUCCGAAUUCCGUCGAAUCUAUGAAGUGAAUGUUCUUGGGCCACUUUUACUUACCGGUGCCUGCAAGGAGUAUCUUCCCACCGAUCGCUCGGGGCGUAUUGUGAUGCUAUCGAGUAUUGCAUCGAAGACGGGGACGGAGAACACUUCGCUUUACUCGGGCACCAAGGGCGCCAUUGAGGCCAUGACACGUGUGUGGUGUCGUGAGCUGGCCGAGAGAGCCACCGUCAACUCAAUCAACCCUGGUCCGGUCAUGACGGAUAUGUAUAUGUCUGCACCUGAUGAGGUCAAGGAGGGGCUUGCGCAUUGGAAUCCUCUCACGCCGUUGGUGGCUGUUCGGGAUACUGAUAGCCCGGAGGUGCAGGAGUUGGGUAGGAAGUUUGGAGGAAGAGCGGCGUAUGCGGAGGAGAUUGCUGGGUUGAUUGCCACGAUCUGUAAUCCGGAGUUUGGGUGGUGUACUGGAAGUGUCAUUUCUGCAAAUGGAGGGUUGUCCUUUAGUACCUAA
This is a messenger RNA of Penicillium roqueforti, 870 nucleotides long. Its product is annotated as SDR family NAD(P)-dependent oxidoreductase. Gene Ontology annotation, molecular function: oxidoreductase activity. The coding region runs from base 1 to 870 and encodes 289 amino acids. The record is from RefSeq and is a predicted model, not a curated record. Lineage: Eukaryota; Fungi; Ascomycota; Eurotiomycetes; Eurotiales; Aspergillaceae. The transcript is spliced from 2 exons.